This is a messenger RNA of Coregonus sp. 'balchen', 34884 nucleotides long. Lineage: Eukaryota; Metazoa; Chordata; Actinopteri; Salmoniformes; Salmonidae. The record is from the annotation of a GenBank genome assembly.
AUGAACCAUGGCCAGCUCUCGUGGGGGGUAUGUAUGUGUGUGGGGGGAUGACCAAAAGGUCUCUGACAUUCUGACUCGGAUGGCUUCCCCUCAGCACUUACCAGAACUCUCCACUGUACUCAGCCUCCUGGCCUUUAAGGAAUGUUCACUACAAACACACAUAUCCAAUAAAUACUAGGAUAAUGAAGCUUAUAAACUGUGACUCAACAACAUGAUCGCAAAUGCUUUGUCUGUACUCAAAUAAUACGACUACAAAUCAUUUGACUGACGUUUGUUCACUCCAAUCACAGACGGUCCGUUCACGGGGACCCCUCCCACUUACGGUUAUGAUGCAGACCGUGCGGAGGAGCAGAGGCGCCACCAUGACAUCCUGCCCUACAUCGACGACUCGCCCUCCGCCUCGCCACACCUCAGCUCCAAGAGCCGCGGCAGCCGAGACACCCUCUCCUCCGGAUCCCUUGAGUCCUCCAAGUCGGUGAGUGUGCCCCCUCCCCCUUCAAUUAAGUCUACCACAAAGGUCAUCUCCCACUCAUUCCAGGAAACUCCUCAUAUCAAACAGGGAUUUAUUUCCCAGUCUAUAGACUACCACAGUAUGAGUCACAAUACCCAUAAAACCUAGCGGUCAAACAGGAAAAUGGUUCCAAUCGUUUUUCCACCAUUCAUUUUUCCCAUAGGGGAUUUUAGAAACACUUAAAAUGAGGGCUGUGUUUCGUGUAGGCUUACCCUGGCGUGACGUUUUGAUAACCAUGUAAAUCUCUCUAGGACAAGGUGACUUUUAUCAAAAUAUUCGCCUGUAUUUAUCCACCCCAAAAUGAAAUGCUAAUUAGCUGCUAAUGUGGCUAUCAUAAAUAACUACAAAUGCCAUGAUGAUCUGGACGAGACUGGCGAAUCUCUGGAUGAACUAUCUAGUGUUACCUACAUGUAAUAAUUAAUAAAUUGGCUACAUUUCUUUAAAUGGACAAUUCUGUGAACUGUCUUGUACAAGUUUUAAAUUGACACAAUACCUGUUAGCAAAGGUGACAGCUAGAGAUGACGUGCAGGUGCUUGCAGGGAUUUGUAGUUUUGCAUGAUGUCUACUUUGAUGCUAAUUAGCAUUUUCAAAUCUGAGAGUAAAUAGAGCCGAAUAUAUUGAUAAAAGUCACCUUGUCCGAGAGAGGUUUACAUGAUUGUCACAACAGGUUAAGCCUACACGAAACACAACCUUUAUUUGAAGUGUUUCUAAAAUCCCCUAUAGGAACAAUGAAUGGGAGAAAAACAAUUGGAACCAUUUCACUGUUUGACCGCUAGGUUUUAUGGGUAUUAUGACACCUCCACAGUGGGGCUCUAUUCUAUCACCCUCUGGCCCUCCCUCACGGCCUCAACCAUGAAGAGACAUAAACACUUAUCUCUGAGGCACAUGUAUACAGUGCCUUCAGAAAGUAUUCAGACCCCUUGACUUUUUCCACAUUUUGUUAGGUUACAGCCUUAUUCUAAAAUUGAUUUUUUUUAAUUUUUAUAUAUCCUCAUCAAUCUACACACCAUACCCCAUAAUGACAAAGCAAAAACAGGUUUUUAGAAAUGUUUGCUAAUUUAUACAAAAUAAAAAUUUGAAAUAUCACAUUUACUUAAGUAUUCAGACCCUUUACUCAGUACUUUGUUGAAGCACCUUUGGCAGCAAUUACAGCCUGGAGUCUUCUUGUGUAUGACUCUACAAGCUUGGCACACCUGUAUUUGGGGAGUUUCAUCCAUUCUUCUCUGCAGAUCCUCUCAAGCUCUGUCAGGUUGGAUGGGGAGCGUUGCUUCACAGCUAUUUUCAGGUCUCUCCAGAGAUGUUCGAUCGGGUUCAAGUCCGGGCUCUGGCUGAGCCACUCAAGAACAUUCAGAGACUUGUCCCGAAUGUCACGCCCUGGCUCUAGGGACUCUUGUAUGUUGAGCCAGGGUGUUAGUUUCUUUGUGUAGUGUCUAUGUUUCGUUUUCUAUGUUCUGUUCUAGGUUAUGUGUUUCUAUGUUGGCCGGGGUGGUUCUCAAUCAGAGGCAACGAGAAUCAGCUGUUGCUUGUUGUCUCUGAUUGGGAACCAUACUAAGGCAGCCUGUUGUCCACUUGUGUUUUGUGGGAUCUUGUUCCGUGUAGGUUUGUGUAUGACCGAGGACUUCACGUAUCGUUUGUUGUUUUGUUAUUUGUAUCGUGUUGCUAAGUACACUAUUAAAGAGAUGUACGCAUAUCACGCUGCACCUUGGUCCAAUCAUUAUGACGAUCGUGACAGAAGAUCCCACCAAUACAGCACCAAGCAGCGUGUCCAGGAGCAAACGCCGGAGGUAACGUUAGUGGAUGUCCUCCUCGGUUGGGGGCAGAUCACGGAGGAGGAGGCCGUCCGUUACCGGAGGGCGAUGAAUGGGGAGACCCAGGCAGAAGAGGAGAAGCGGUGCCAACCGGGCCGUCGUCGGAUAGGCAAGAGGCAACCCCAAUAAAUUUUUUGGGGGGGGCACACGGCAUGGACGACGGGGCGGCUGGAGGCAGCUACAGGGCGAGUUUGUGGAUUAGGAGAGGAGGCCACCGGGUUUGGGGGGCUGGAAGGGAGGUUGGCGGAGCCUAGAGGUAGAGCAGAGCCAACUCCCCGUACUCAGGCUAGGCAGCGUGAGACUGGGCAGGUUCCGAGGUAUGCGGAGCUGCGUACUGUGCCGCGAGUGGUCCGGCACAGUCCUGUACGUCCUGUGCUAGCACCACUCACGUGUCGUGCUAAGGUGGGCAUGCAGCCAGGACGGAGUGUGCCGGCUCAACGCUCGUGGCCUCCAGUACCCCUCCUCGGUCCCGGAUAUCCUGCGCCAGUGUCACGUGCUGUAGUGCCAGUACGAGUACACAGCCCUGUACGUCCUGUGCUGAUGCCUCACACAGAGUGUGUAAAAAUAGGCAUUCAGCCAGGACGGGUUGUGUCAGCUCUUCGCUCCAGACCUCCAGUCCGUCUCCACAGCCCGGUCCGGCCUGUUUCUGUUCCCCGCACCAGGCCUGUGGUGCGCGUCGCCAGCCCGGCCCGGCCUGUUCCUGCUCCCCGCACCAAGCCUGUGGUGCGCGUCGCCAGCCCGGUCUGGCCUGUUCCUGCCCCUCGCACCAAGCCUGUGGUGCACGUCGCCAGCCCGGCCCGGCCUGUUCCUGCUCCCCGCACCAAGCCUAUGGUGCGCGUCGCCAGCCCGGCCCGGUCCAUUCCUGCUCCCCGCACCAAGCCAGUGGUGCGCGUCGUCAGCCCGGUCCGGCCCGUUCCUGCUCCCCGCACCAAGCCAGUGGUGCGCGACGUCAGUCCGGUCCGGCCCGUUCCUGCUCCCCGCACCAAGCCUGUGGUGCGCGUCGCCAGCCCGGUCCGGCCCGUCCCUGCUCCCCGCACCAAGCCUGUGGUGCGCGUCGUCAGUCCGGCACAGCCCGUGCCUGUUUCAUCGGUGCCUGGUCAGGUACCGGUCAGCUGCUCCACACCGGAGCCUAAGCAAUCCGCUCCACCGAUGUCCAGUCCAGCUCCAGCCAGCGGGGCCAGACCAGACCAGGGGCGCUACGGGGGGGUUGUUAGAGGGUGGUGGUCACGCCCGGAGCCGGAUCCGCCUCCGAGGAGGAAUGCCCACCCGGCCCCUCCCCUGUUGGGUUUAUGUUGGCACGGUCACAGUCCGCGCCUUUGGGGGGGGGGGUACUGUCACGCCCUGGCUCUAGGGACUCUUGUAUGUUGAGCCAGGGUGUUAGUUUCUUUGUGUAGUGUCUAUGUUUCGUUUUCUAUGUUCUGUUCUAGGUUAUGUGUUUCUAUGUUGGCCGGGGUGGUUCUCAAUCAGAGGCAACGAGAAUCAGCUGUUGCUUGUUGUCUCUGAUUGGGAACCAUACUUAGGCAGCCUGUUGUCCACUUGUGUUUUGUGGGAUCUUGUUCCGUGUAGGUUUGUGUAUGACCGAGGACUUCACGUAUCGUUUGUUGUUUUUGUUAUUUGUAUCGUGUUGCUAAGUACACUAUUAAAGAGAUGUACGCAUAUCACGCUGCGCCUUGGUCCAAUCAUUAUGACGAUCGUGACACCGAAGCCACUCCUGCAUUGUCUUGGCUGUGUGCUUAGGGUCGUUGUCCUGUUGGAAGGUGAACCUUCGCCCCAGUCUGAGGUGGAGGUCUACAAUUUCUUUUCUGAGGUCUUGGCUGAUUUCUUUAGAUUUUCCCAUGAUGUCAAGCAAAGAGAUUCACUGAGUUUGAAGGUAGGCCUUGAAAUACAUCCACAGGUACACCUCCAGUUGACUCAAAUGAUGUCAAUUAGCCUAUCGGAAGCUUCUAAAGCCAUAACAUCAUUUUCUGGAAUUUUCCAAGCUAUUUAAAGGCAACUUAGUGUAUGUAAACUUCUGACCCACUGGAAUUGUUAUAAAGUUAAUUAUAAGUGAAAUAAUAUGCCUGUAAACAAUUGUUGGAAAAAUUACUUGUGUCAUGCACAAAGUAGAUGUCCUAACCGACUUGCCAAAACUAUAGUUUGUUAACAAGAAAUUUGUGGAGUGGUUGAAAAACGAGUAUUAAUGACUCCAACCUAAGUGUAUGUAAACUUCCGACUUCAACUGUAAGCUUAUUAUCAUCAUUCAUUAUCUGUAUUACCUUAGUUAUAUUGCAGUUUUUGUGAUGUGAUAAGCUUGUGAUAGGUGUGUGUGUGUACACCUCACUGUUUGGGUUAGCCUGGUGCAGUGUGAGUAUGUGUUGUGCUAAUAAACUUACUGUGCUGCAGUCAGUCUCUCUCGCUCUCUCCCCUGGAGGAAGUUGUCACAUCAAUGGUUAUAAAGGAAGGCCUAUGACCUGCCCCUGACUCGCCUCAAAGGCAGAGAGAGCGCUUGUCAAAUUGAUUGAUGGUUGAAUCUUCUAAUAAAUGAUGCCUGGGCUGCACCCAACCUCUGACCUGUGGGUUUGUCUCACUCAUUGGUUUUAAUAAGCACACACACACACACACUCUCUCUCUCUCUGCUACUACAUCUCUUAUCUCUCCUGAUCUCUCUCUCUCUCUCUCUCUCUCUCUCUCUCUCUCUCUCUCUCUCUCUCUCUCUCUCUCUCUCUCUCUCUCUCUCUCUCACUGUCCACAAAGAGUGAUGGAUUUGUUAUACAGUAGCAGGGAUUGAGUGAGAUUUUCUAAGCAAACUCAGGUAUUUGGAGGCACAAUCCCAAAGUAAACAUGCUACUGUAGUUUUAGUAGAGCUAGCAGAAAGAGCUCCAGCUAAACAUAUUACACUCAUAAAACCAUCCAAACAACUGCACCACACAUAGACAGAUUGGUGCACACUGAGACGUUUUUCAGUAAUUGUCUCCUAAAUGCAAUUAUGUCCCUCCCUGACAUGCCCUCUCGGAGGAAGGGAAGAGUCCUCCUCUCCUCAAUGAUACCCCUGUCAUCCCCCCUUUCAAUGAGUCAGGCUGGAGAGAGCCCAUUGAUUGGUUCAGCCGACUGCACAGCAUCGUGAUGUCAUCAGAGUGAGUCAGAGUCACCACACUACAUGCUUGGCGAACGUCUCAUUCCAAAAUCAUGGGCAUUAAUAUGGAGUUGGUCCCCCCUUUGCUGCUAUAACAGCCUCUACUCUUCUGGGAAGGCUUUCCACUAGAAGUUGGAACAUUGCUGCGGGGACUGUGCAGGUGUUUGAUGGGGUUGAGGUCAGGGCUCUGUGCAGGCAAGUCAAGUUCUUCCACACUGAUCUCGACAAACCAUUUCUGUAUGGACCUCGCUUUGUGCACAGGGGCAUUGUCAUGCUGAAACAGGAUAGGGCCUUCCCAAACUGUUGCCACAAAGUUGGAAGCACAGAAUCGUCUAGAAUGUCGUUGUAUGCUGUAGCGUUAACUUUUCCCCUGGAACUAAGAGACCGAACCAUGAAAAACAGCCCCAGACCAUUAUUCCUCCUCCACCAAACUUUACAGUUGGCACUAUGCAUUGGGGCAGGUAGCGUUCUCCUUGCAUCCGCCAAACCCAGAUUCGUCCGUCGGACUGCCAGAUGGUGAGGCGUGAUUCAUCACUCCAGAGAACUCGUUUCCACUGCUCCAGAGUCCAAUGGCGGUGAGCUUUACACCACUCCAGCCGACGCUUGGCAUUGCGCAUGGUGAUCUUAUUCUUGGCAUCCUAUGACGGUGCCACGUUGAAAGUCACAGAACUCUUCAGUAAGGCCAUUAUACUGCCAAUGUUUGUCUAUGGGGAUCGCAUGGUUGUGUGCUCGAUUGUAUAUACCUGUCAGCAACGGGUGUGGCUGAAAUAGCCAAAUUCACUAAUUUGAAGGGGUUUCCACAUACUUUUGUAUAUAUAGUGUAUCUCCCCCAGAGUCUUCCGCAACCAUCAGGCAGGCCAUUCCUGAGAGAUCACCCCUGAGGCAACGACCUGGAAAAAGGUCACUCUCAUGUCUGUGGACCCUGCCAGCUCUUCUGAAGGGUUAAGAUUCUCCUCAAGGCUGUUAUGUCUUUAAUGACUGCCUGGCAUUUUUUUAUGCCUGACUCAAAAUGAAUUAAUUUUUGUUGCCUGACUAAAAAUGAUUAAAAACAAAAGUCAUCGUGGGAUGCAGUGUGGCAGACAUCAACCCAGAGAUGUAGAAUAACUAGAUAGACUAACCGUCAGGCCCCUGUAGCAUAUCUCUCUGUCAAUGCCUAUUUAGUUAGUCUCUCUUGAAAUAGAAAGUAUUACAGUACAAUAACUCACUCCUGUACAGAAAUACUUCAGAGAGAGAGGGAUGAUGGUGAUUUUCAGAGGAAAUAUGAGAAAUGAAAGUGAACAGGACUAAUUUAAAAUGAGACGCCAACACCCGCCUCCUACUUGGCUUUGAACCUUAUGGAAAUCUCGCUACCAUGGGAAACUGAGAGAAGAGAAUAAAUGUUAUUUCAAUGUUUCUACAUUUCUCUCAAUGUCCUCAGUUAUUAGGCCAUCUGCUUACUCAUAUGAUAAUAACUGUUAGUAUAUAUAUUAUGAUGUAUUUCCAGUGAGCAAUUAGAUUGAGACAUACUUAAACAAAUCAGUAGUGAUGAUGAAUCCAUACUAUUAGCACCACUGCUAGUUAUAAUAAUAAUAAUAUGCCACUUAGCAGACGCUUUUAUCCAAAGCGACUUACAGUCAUGUUGUGGUAUUUAGGAUGUAUUUAGCGAAUGAGAAAUGAAGUCAAGAUACACAAAGUUACUGUAGACUGACUUUGGGUGGGUGCUUCCCUUAUGAUUGUCCUACUAUUUACACACACACACACACACACACACACCAGACACACUCAACACUUUUAGUUGUGUGUACAGUAGGUACCUACUUUAAGAGAGGGGCUGCUGUUGUUAGCAUAAUCAGCUGAGCUAUAGGCCCAGGCCUAGACCCCCUCUGUCUUGGGCGUCUGAACUCUGAGAGGGGCUCAUUAGUUGUUGCCACGGCAAUGAAUAAAAUAUGUUAUUAUGGAGAUGUGAUGGGCCCCCCUAAGGAGAGGAGGAGUGUCUGGGCCUGAGCAGUGAAUUAAUAAACACUCGUUGUUUUCCCUUCUCACUCAGCUCCACAACGUGGGCUGGCUGGGCCCAUUAUAACUCUAUAAGGUUUCACUAAUUUUCUCUUCAUUCACUUUAAUUUAAAGAGAUUCUCUGGUACUUUUGUAUACUUUUUAGCCAUUAGUUCUAAAAGUAGUGCUCACGAUCCAGAAGUGGACCCCAAAAAUGACAUACUAUGUGCAGAUACACUAUAUAUACAAAAGUAUGUGGACACCCCUUCAAAUAAGUGGAUAAGGCUAUUUCAGCCAAACCCGUUGCUGACAGGUGUAUACAAUCAAGGACACAGCCAUGCAAUCUCCAUAGACAAACAUUGGUAGUAGAAUGACCUUACUGAAGAGCUCAGUGACAUUCAACGUGGCACUGUCAUAGGAUGCCACCUUUCCAACAAGUCAGUUCGUCAGAUUUCUGCCCUGCUAGAGCUUCCCCGGUCAACUGUAAGUGCUGUUAUUGUGAAGUGGAAACGUCAAGGAGCAACAACGGCUCAGCCGCGAAGUGGUAGGCCACACAAGCUCACAGCACGGGACCUAGGCCCCUUAGUUCCAGUGAAGGGAAAUCUUAACGCUACAGCAUACAAUUACAUUCUAGAUGAUUCUGUGCUUCCAACAGUUUGGGGAAGGCCCUUUCCUGUUUCAGCAUGACAAUGGCCCCGUGCACAAAGCGAGGUCCAUACAGAAAUGGUUUGUCGAGAUCGGUGUGGAAGAACUUGACUGGCCUGCACAGAGCCCUGACCUCAACCCCAUCGAACACCAUUGGAACACCGACUGCGAACCAGCCCUAAUCGCCCAACAUCAGUGCCCGACCUCACUAAUGCUAUUGUGGCUGAAUGGAAGCAAGUCCCUGCAGCAAUGUUCCAACAUCUAGUGGAAAGCCUUCCCAGAAGAGUGGAGGCUGUUAUAGCAGCAAAGGGGGUCCAACUCCAUAUUAAUGCCCAGGAUUUCGGAAUGAGAUGUUUGGUCAUGUAGUGUACUUUUGGUCAUGUAGUGUAUAAUAUAAUAAUAUGCCAUUUAGCAGACGCUUUUAUCCAAAGCAAUUUUUACGUAUGGGUCCCGGGGAUCGAACCCACUACCCUGGUGUUACAAGCGCCAUGCUCUACCAAUUGAGCUACAGAGGACCACUUUGGUGUAUGUGCACCACAUCAUUGCUCUAUCUCUCGCUCUGCUGUGUGUGCAUCUUGCUAGCUGUCACUCAAUGGUGAGGGGCUCAAGAUCAUUGGCUAGCACUCUAAUUGCUAGGGGGCUGGCCCACGUGGGGGAAAAUGUAGGGAAAAUGGCGCCGCACAGCUUUUAGUAAACAGUCGCUUUCAAACUAGGGAUUUCGUUGUUAAUUGAGGUAAGACAGUAAUUCUGCUCAUAGAUUAUGCAUGUAUGAACUACGCAUUGACACAUCCAGCCCAAAGCGGGAGGUUUAAAAAAUACUUACUAGUCGCCAAAGUUCCAGAGCAUGUCUCAGGCUUUUGCCUUGCCAAACUUACAGGGUUAGAGGAUGGAUGAAGAUUAGCUAAACAACAGAAAAAUAUUAGAUUCAACGUUCAAUGGAUUGAUCUUCUUCAGGUGAAAUAGGUGGUCACACAUCUGUUCUCAGGCAUGUAGUUGAUCCAAACGUCCAAAGCGUACAUACUCUUGUCAAAUAAAAUGCUUUAUAUGAUCUUCUCUUUUAACACUCUCAAUUAUGGAAGCAGAAAAAGCCUAUUGUAUAAGAGCCAAAGAAGCAGAGCCAAACACAGCACAGACAUGGUAAUGAAGUCCACAGCACAGACCCCUGGGUAAUGGAGUCCAUCAGUUUGUCUGGACCCCUGUAGUUCCCCAGAGACUCUUACUGACAUCUGCUGCUUCCACUACCUGUGCAGUGGCCAUGGAAACAGGAGUUUCAGGCUCAUUUACCCCCCAUUAACACACACACACGGUACUUUCUCGCAUUCUGUAAUUAAUUUCAGCAUUUAUGCAUGUGUUGGACUUAUUAUCUCUCUCCUAUGUCUUUUGUUACUAAAUUGUUUCACACACACACACACACACACACACACACAUUUAUUUUACUAUCCUUGUGGGGACCAAACAGCUGAUUCCCAUUCAAAAUCAUAUUUCCCCUAAACCUAACACUUAACCUUACCUUAACCCCUAAACCUAACCCCUAACCCUAAUUCUAACCCUAAUUCUAACCCUAACCCUAAAUCUAACCCCUAAGCUUAAAAUAGCCUUUUUCUAUGUGGGGACCUGGCGAAAUGUCCCCACUUGUCCAAAGUUGUGUGCCUUUUGAGGAAUUCUGGUCCCCACAAGGAUAGUAAAACCAAACACACAAUCACAUACACACAAUCACACACAGAGAUAAGCCCCAUACCUGAGGGUGCAUAAUGUCUGGCCCUUAUCCCAUCUGAGACUAAAGUACAUUCUCCUCAUAGUCUCCCAUUAAGGCAGUAGUCAGAUCCCUCGCUAUUGUAGCUUACCCCUCCCCUCUCACUAUCUCUCUUUCCAAGGACCCCAGGCUGUGCUCUGAAAUAGCUGGGUACAGAUAGCUUUAGUUCAGCUUAGUGAACCAGACCCAGGAGAGGUACUGCCUGGCCCAGCCAUGGCCUUCUCUACCAUGCCCUGCUCCACUCUCCCCCUCCUCCACUCUUUCUCUCAUCUGUCCUGUAGCCUGAGGGUUAGCUAUGCCUCCUGCCAUGACUCUCCUCUGUCUGGGCCACUUUUAGAUACCAACCUACAUCCCAUGGGAAACCCUGACUGCCAGAGUUAUUUUAGGUUCCUUGGUUAGGCAAGACGGCCCAAAGAUUUUUCCUUGGCCGCAUGUUGAAUGUUUUUACUCUAUAAUGAGGUUGGGUUGGCCUGGAAGAAUGUGAGAACAAUGGCUUCUUUAAAGAUGAAGCUGUAUCUUGUAUUUUACACCUGUCACGCCCUGACUCAGGGGACUCGUAUAUGUUGAGUCAGGGUGUGUAUAUUCUUUGUUAUGUAGUAUUUUCAAUGUGGGAUCUAGUGUGUAUGGUUCUAUGUUGGCCGGUGUGGUUCCCAAUCAGAGGCAGCUGUCGCUCGUUGUCUCUGAUUGGGGACCAUACUUAGGCAGCCUAUUGCCACUAUUGAGUUGUGGGAUCUUGUUCCGGGUAAGGUUUGUUGUAUGUACAACCUUAGGACUUCACUGUUCGUUUGUUUGUUGUUUUGUCGUGUGUUUAUUCAGUGUAAAUAAACAUGUACGGAUAUCACGCUGCGCCUUGGUCUGUCCCGUCAUUGAACGAACGUGACAGAAGAUCCCACCAAACGAGGACCAAGCAACGUGCCCAGGCGGAGCGAAUAGCCAUGUCACAGGUGGGCAAUUUGUGGUCAUGGGAAGAGAUAUUUGCGGGGAGAGGACCAUGGGCUAAGGUAGAUGCCCAGGCAGGAGAGGUGCAACGGCAACACGGAGGAGGCCGGUCGAGGAGGAAGCCCGAGAAGCAGCCCCAAUAAUUUUUUUUUGGGUGGGGGGGCACACAGGGUGGUUGGCGGAGCCUAGUGUCAGAGCAGAGCCAACUCCUCGUACUCACGUGAGGAAGCGUAUGACUGGGCAGGCUCUGGGUUAUGCGGAGCUACGUACUGUGUCACCAGUGCGCCGGCACAGUCCUGUAUGUCCUGUGCUUGCACCACGCACGUGCCGUGCGAAGAUGGGCACCCAGCCAGGACGGGGUGUGCCGGCUCAACGCUCCUGGUCUCCAGUACGCCUCCUCGGUCCCGCAUAUCCUGUGCCAGUUCUACGAACUGUAUCGCCAGUGCGUGUGCACAGCCCAGUGCAUCCUGUGCUGAUGCCUCACACAUACUGUGCGGAAGUAGGCAUCUAGCCAGGACGGGUUGUGCCAGCUCUCCACUCCAGACCUCCAGUCCGCCUCCACAGUCCGGCCCGGCCUGUUCCUGCUCCUCGCACCAAGCCAGUGGUGCGCGUCGCCAGCCCGGCCUGUUCCUGCUCCUCGCACCAAGCCAGUGGUGCGCGUCGCCAGCCCGGCCUGUUCCUGCUCCUCGCACCAAGCCAGUGGUGCGCGUCGCCAGCCCGGCCCGGCCUGUUCCUGCUCCUCGCACCAAGCCAGUGGUGCGCGUCGCCAGCCCGGCCCGGCCUGUUCCUGCUUCUCGCACCAAGCCAGUGGUGCGUGUCACCAGUCUGGCCCGGCCCGUUCCUGCCCCUCGCACCAUGCCAGUGGUGCGUGUUCCUAGUCAGGUCCGGCCCGUGCCUGCUCCUCACACCAGACCAGUGGUGCGUUUGUCGAGUCCGGCACAGCCCGUGCCCGUUCCACCGGUGCCUGGUCCAGUUCCGGUCAGCUGUUCUACUCCGGAGCCAGAGCAGUCCGCUCCACUGGUGCCUGAUCCAGCUCCGGUCAGCUGCUCCACUCCAGAGCAGUCCGCUCCACCGGUGCCUGAUCCAGCUCCGGUCAGCGGCUCCAGUCCAGACCAUGACGUCAGCCCCUCUCCAGGUUCGGGGUCUCCCACACCAGGGUCCAGACAGGGCCUGGCGUAUCGUGGGAGGAAGGAGAGGGGAAGCAGCGCGUCGAGGUCCAGACCAGACCAGGGGCGCAACAGGGAGGCGGAGAGUGAGAGGUCAUCACGCCCCGAGCCGGAUCCGUCUCCGAGGCGGAAUGCCCACCCGGCACCUACCCUGUUAUGUUUCUGUUGUGCGGUCGGAGUCCGCACCUUUGGGGGGGGGGGGGGGGGUACUGUCACGCCCUGACUCAGGGGACUCGUAUAUGUUGAGUCAGGGUGUGUAUAUUCUUUGUUAUGUAGUAUUUUCUAUGUGGGAUCUAGUGUGUAUGGUUCUAUGUUGGCCGGUGUGGUUCCCAAUCAGAGGCAGCUGUCGCUCGUUGUCUCUGAUUGGGGACCAUACUUAGGCAGCCUAUUGGCACUAUUGAGUUGUGGGAUCUUGUUCCGGGUAAGGUUCGUUGUAUGUACAACCUUCACGGUUCGGUUGUUGUUUUGUCAUGUGUUUAUUCAGUGUAAAUAAACAUGUACGUAUAUCACGCUGCGCCUUGGUCUGUCCCGUCAUUGAACGAACGUGACAACACCCCAGCUUUUAUAAACUAUUGCUCCUCUAUCUUCCCACUACAUUGUUGUCAUUCAGACUCAAACUAAUGGUCAUGCCUGGUUUGCAUUGUCUCAGUCUGUACAGUACUUGUAUGUGCACUUUUGUCAUUGUUGUUUCCUAUGUGUUCGUUGCAGACGGAGUUGGACUUAGAGAAAGGCCUGGAGAUGAGGAAGUGGGUUCUAUCUGGGAUCCUGGCCAGCGAGGAAACCUACCUCAGCCACCUGGAAGCAUUGCUACUGGUAAGAGGCUGGAACACACACACACACACACACACACACACACACACACACACACACACACACACACACACACACACACACACACACACACACACACUAUACAAACUCUCUAUCUCUCUCCCUACUGUUCUCUCAGCCUAUGAAGCCUCUGAAGGCAGCAGCCACCACAUCCCAGCCGGUGCUGACCAUCCCUCAGAUUGAGACCAUCUUCUUCAAGGUGCCUGAGCUCUACGAGGUCCACAAGGAGUUCUACGAUGGCCUGCUCCCCCGGGUGCAGCAGUGGAGCCACCACCAGCGCGUGGGGGACCUCUUUCAGAAACAGGUAAGGUCAUAAGACAGAUCCUUGGGGUGUGCCCAUGCCCUGUGUCUGUAGAAGCCUGACAGCUACAUGGCUACAUGGCAACAUGACAUCAUGAGCCUUAUUGAGAACGAUACAGGACCUGAAUGUAUUAUACAGUCUGCCUGUGUUUCCGUGUAGCACAGCUCACUGCAGCAACCUUGCUCUGAAUGGUAGCCUUCAAAUGUCCGAUCUGAUCAAAAUGUAUAAUCAAAAUGGUAAAUUAAAUCACUUUGAUCAACCUCAUGAGGUGCAAACUCUAUGGGGACAGAUGGAAUUAUCCACCCAGCCCCCCUCACCCAAGAACUUCUGCCAUGGAGGCCGGAACCAAACCUAUACUGACUGGGUCCAUUUCAUCAUGUUAACAAUGGGUCAAUUAACUCUGAAUGAAUCACUCUAAUACUCAUGCAGUCACUGCAGUAGAGCCGGAGCCGGGCCUGUGAUGAGUACUGUGUGUAAGAGGACAGUGCACAGGGAGAAGGAGAGUGUCACCAUGCUGUCUUUUCUGCUGAGACUAAUGCUACACUGUGUGCUUUGUGUCUCUAAGAAGCAGCCUAUAAAUAGUGCCAUACACCGAGCGAUGGGAGGCUUUUAUCUCUCUCUUCCCUACUAUUAACAUCAGAAAGCUUGCUCUCCCCAGAAGCCUGAAGAAGGAAAGGUUGCUGGUUCGAAUCCCGGAGCCGAUUCGGUGAAAUAAAUCUGCCGAUGUGCCCUUGAGCAAGGCACUUAACCCUAACUGCUCCUGUAAGUCGCUCUGGACAAGAACGUCUGCUAAAUGACCAAAACAAUUUUUAAAAAUGUAAAAGGAGUUUUUUUAUUUGUCUGUUUAUAUUGUCAGGGCGGAACAUGCCGGAAUCCUUUUCCGCAUUUUAUUUAUUAAUUGUUAGUUUUUUUUUCUCCUCUGUCUUUCUCUUGUCUGUGUCUACUAUGUGAUAAUCAGUGGCAUCAACCGCUGCGUUUUGCAUCUCCCAGGAGACAAGCGUUGAGAGAGGAGCAAUUUGGAUGAAUGGAUAGUAGGCUAUAACAGAGGAGCAGUUCGUUAGUUCUUCAUCUCUCUCUCUCUCUCUCUAUCCCUCUCUCUUUUUCUCUCUCGCUCUCUCUCUCUCAAUCUCUCCCUCAUAGCAGAGGACAUCAUUCCUGCUCCUCUCCUCUCCUCUCUCAACAGAUGUCAGUCAGGGGGAGAAGACGCCGACUCGGCAGAAAAAGUCUCCCUACAUGACAGCCAUUUAGGGAUGGAGGAGGGGAGCGAGAGAGGGAUGAGAAGAGAGUCUCUCUGAUAGAGCUUUCUCCCCCUGUCUCUAAAGUCUCUGUGUAGCAGACAGGCAGCCAGAGGAGUAGGAACAGCACAUCACUAUCAGAAAGAAGGGAAGAAAACUCCUGUAAAGCCCCAAAAUGGGGCUAAAUAAUAUACAGUAGUGUUUUCCUCUCAUUGUCCACUCACUCACUGCUGUUUCUCAUGUAGGCCUACUGAUACACCAUGAAGACUGACAUUUCUUUGUUUAGGAUAGAUGGAUAACAAUGGUGUAUUUUAUGAGUAAUUUACACAAAUGAUACAGUAUGUACACAGACAUGCAUCAACAUACAGUACUGUACAUGCUAUGUGUAUUGUCAGGUUACAUUCUUGUGCUGUUGAUGACUUCUUCCUCCCUGUGCGUGCUAGAUAAGAAAAUCAUCCCAACCAUGCGGUUACACUCAUCAUCUUCCAUCACCAUGCAUUCAGCCAGCAACUGUGUGUCCCGAGCGGCUCCAGUGGCUCCCGCUGUGUUGUCUGCAGCUCUAUUACCGCCAUUCCGGCUCCUCCCCGCCCAUAGUGGGAUUGUCACGCUCUGAAUUCCUGUCCACUGUGGUGCAGAUUGAUUUUGGCCCGAGGCAGGACUCAGACGCAGUGGGGAUAGGAUUGCUUGGUGCGCUGAAAAUUGCUUUACCCCAUAACUUCCAGCAUCUCCUGGAAAAACGUGGGUUUCUUUCGCAGAGGGUCUAAAUCGAUUGUCUCUUUGUGUCGGCAGCGGACAUGAAAUGCUGUAGAGGUCAGGGGUCACACCAGGGGGAUAAUGUGUAUGUGAGGGAAUGGGAUGAGCUCAUAGGUGAUGCUAGAGAGAGGAGAGGGUUUUUAGGAACAGGAUCUGGCAGCCCAUCGACAUACAAUGCACUGUAAAAAUGUAUUAUCAGAUGCAAAUGGACCUGUGCUAAGGGGAUUCAGAUAAGCCGUGUUCUUGUAGGCUUUUCUCCAGCGUCAACUUAGCUGCAUGUGUGUGAAACAUCUCUGCGUUUGCCUCAGUUGCCCCCUCUCUCACCAUCACACACUCUACCCCAUAGAAACCCUGGCAAUUUGACUGGUAAACACAUUGGUACACUCGCAAUGGCUGCCUGGUAUUGUGAUGCAAUAAUUUUCAUGGUAAUGUGGCUCAUGGAAUGUAUUAUUUUUAAUGUAAUUUGAGUUGAUUCAAUAAAUCACAGCACAGAUUGAUGGGUACACUUCCUGCUUUGCUCCUAUGGGUACACUCGCAAUUGCCGCCAGUCCACCCAUUAUGCUAUCAUUGACUUGAAUAGGGACGCCCGUUCUAUUCUCUCCCCUCUUUAUCCCCUGUUCUCACACUUAUAUUCUGGAGAACGGAUUGGGCUGUUGAGCACUAGGGAGAUUAAUAGUGUCACUGGCGGGCAGGGUUUCAAGGAGUUCAAAAUGUGCUUUUACAGCAACCGUUACCACAGACGUUAAUUAACAUUUUUACAUUUUAGUCAUUUAGCAGACACUCUUAUCCAGAGCGACUUACAGUUAGUGAGUGCAUUAUUUUUUUUCAUACUGGCCGCCCGUGGGAAUCGAACCCACAACCCUGGCGUUGCAAGCGCCAUGCUCUACCAACUGAGCUACAGAGGAGGCCCAAUUACUCACCCCGCAGGCCUCCACUCCAGCAGGUUAGCGUUUUUCGUCAUGAAUAUUGUUCUGGAGGCAGCUCUGCAGAGUGGUCACUAGCUGGCACAGCCACAAAGUCAUAAAAUCAGAUUUUAAACCUAACCUUAACCCUAACCUUAACCACACUACUAACCCUAAUGCCUAACCCUAACCUUAACCACACUACUAACCCAAAUGCCUAACCCUAAUGUUACGAACCCCGUGGCUUUAAACGUCUAGGGUGGAUGGAUAAGAGACCCGUAACAUAAUUCAUGCAAAUUAGAAUCGUGACAUGGAACAGUGAGAACAAAAACUACACGACAACCAUAAACUACCGUCAAACAUAAAAGGUUUAUUUUUGAACACACGGUAAAGGUUUGGGAAAAAGGGCUGAGCAGGACCCAAGAAAUGAAACAAUAGUGUAAAACACCCCUAAACUGAUCUUGCCUGCAUUAAGAACCGCUAAGCUACUGCUAAUCAUACAAUAAUACAGUGGGUGGUCCGCUCAGGUCUAACUAGUGUUUUUAGACAGUUUUCUUCCUACGGGUAAUGUAUGCCCAAGGGCAACUUGCUUAAAUUCCCCUUUUCCCAGAAACACACAAAUGAAGACCAGAAAGCACAUUUUUGUUUUCAUGAAUUUUUACAAUAUAGGCAAUUUUGACUUUGCAGCUGGCCAUCUAGCGGAAGUUGCUUAGUUCUGCCUCAAGAACAAGACUCAUUCCAAUAAACGUCAAACUGCUCCUCUCUGCCUCUACCACUACCAUGGCAAAAGCCAUAGGCCGGAAAUGCGCCACGGAAACGCUGGUGCUUCCUGUGGCGAGGAUGACACUGCCCCGUCUGUCGAACUGUGUCACCAAGUCUGUGUUUCUGUUUCUCCUUCCCUCGUUAUGGUGAACUCUGUUGUUGCACUGCCCAGGGGUUGUAGCUGUCAUUUCUCAUGUUGUGAUUAUGCCAACAUAUCCUUAUUUUCCCCCAAAACAGCAAUUCAAAAAGAAGGCCUACUUUGGUAAAUAUGGGCUAUGGGACGUGGUGACAGUGUUUUAAUGUGACCUGUAUUUUGUCCCCUCUCUCUCCCUGUUCGUCUGACAGGCCAGCCAGCUUGGAGUGUACCGGGCCUUUGUGGACAACUAUGAGGUUGCCGUGGAGACGGCGGAGAAGUGCUGCCAGGCAAACACGCAGUUCGCUGAAAUCUCUGAGGUAAUUGGAACUGGCACGGAGGUAGAGGGGGAGGAGGGAGGGAGGGGUGAUGACUACUGGUCUGGAUGGGUUUUGUCCUUUCAUCUUGACUAUGGGGGCCAGGGGGUACACCUCUUGUUUUGGUCAUGGGAGAUGAUGACUUGCUGUGGAACAAUGCAGAGGGUGAGGGUGUGGUGGUUCAUAUUUUGUGUUGGGUUUCUGGUUGCGUUGUGAGCCCCCGGCGGCUUGUGAUAGAGACCCUGAAGUAGGGAAAUGCACUCCAUCUUACCUAUGUGCAGAUGAAGCAUGACAGGCUAAUAUAUUCAUUAAUCAUCCCCCAAAACAGUGCUUUACAGUUAGCCUGAAGGGCCCAGCCAUGCUAGUGGCAGAACGUCUCUCUCAGAUAGGAAGUGGAAUUACUUGAACAAAGAAGCAUAAUGCCAGGGCAAGGACACUAAACAUGCCCGUGGUGCUGUCUCAUUUUGGGAGAAACUGUUUAGACAACGAUGUACGAAGCUGGGGUUACACUUGGUGUAAUGCUUCAUUACUUGUCAGACUACAGGGGUGAAUGGGUUAAACAAUCAAAUCAAAAUUUGACUAAGAUCUCUUGACUAGCAGGGUUUUUGAGGGCUUAUUUUGGACUAAUAUUCAAAGUCCUUGUGUAGCCACGAUCGCUGAUACGUCAAAUCUUGUGCCAAAGCUACCGGUGAACAUUAAGGAUGGUGCCUGGAUUUGAGGCAGAGAAUCAAUCACUCAGUGUUCUUAAUGGGAAAUGUAACGAUGCAUGUCUCUCUGCCAUCUGAAUGUGAUGGUGGGAAAAAUGCUGAUGCGGGCUUGAAUUAGGAAUUAGGCUGAGGUGAGUGUGUCUGUCCUCAGUGCUGGUGGCCUCUCUGUGUCCCAAAUGGCACACAAUUCCAUUUAUAGUGCAUUACUUUUGACCAAGCCAAGGGCCAGGCUAUUAUUAUUAUUUGCCAGCACCACAAUGGUUGUACAUGUAUGAAGCAUGUUGAUUAGUUUCAGGUUUUCCCCUGUGUAAUGUUGUCCACUGUUCACUCAUUCUGUAUCCCUACAGAACCUCAAGGUGAGGAGCACCAAGGACUUGAAGGACCAGUCAGCCAAGAACUCUCUGGAGAGUAAGUAGCCAACAGCAUUACUGAACAUGGGUGUAUUCAGGCUGGCUAGCGAGGCUAGUAUUCACUAGGAUCCUACAGCAAGAAAAUAGGCCGAAACGAGGAAGGACCUACCUGUUGCAAAGCAUUUCGGUACGGUGCAGAAUGUUUUGCUACGGUGUGCACUAAUGAAUACACCCCAUGAAAUCACUACCACAGGCUGGUGCACAUUUUUUGGAACAGCACUUACAGUAUUUGACUGGGGUCAUGUCAUAAUGCUCUGACUUAGGUGGAGUGGUUGUAAUAUAAUUAAUGCUGCUGUCUCUCCUUUCUCUCUUUAAGCUCUCCUGUACAAACCAGUGGACAGAGUGACACGAAGCACCCUGGUUCUGCAUGUGAGUACAAGCCAGCAGCAAAGCACACAGUUUGCCUUUUGUUCAUUUUCCUGCUCUUUUUUAUGUACCGGUAACUCUGUGAACCUCACACCACAUGAUUUUUAAAUACUGUCUUGGUUUUAACUGCCAAUCCCAAUACUUUAACACAGGCUCUGCUGUAAGACACUGUAACUCUGUGUCUCUGGGUGGGUGUGCCUUUCCACUCUGCAGGACUUGCUGAAGCACACGCCCUGCAGCCACCCGGACCACCCCCUGCUCCAGGACGCGCUCCGCAUCUCCCAGAACUUCCUGUCCAGCAUCAACGAGGAGACCACGCCCAGACGCCAGUCCAUGACCGUCAAGAAGGGAGAGGUGAGGCGCAGUGCUGAUCUAGGAGCAGUCUUUCCUUUUAGGUCAUAAUGAAUAAGAUGACAUGGACAGGUGGGGACCUGAUCCUAGAUCAGCACUCCCACUCUGAGAUGAUUUAUGAAUACAGGCUCUGCUGUAUCUCUGUUGUUGAAUGUUCUUAAGCAGAUAGACUCUGGUAGAUUGAACAUUGCCCUGCCCUCAUAACGACCUGGUAGUGAUUCCACUGAAGGGGGGCCGUAUGGGAUGACCUAAUAUGGUGUCAAACGCAAUAUAUGCCCAAAUAUGGCAAUAAUAAAAAGUCCCCUGCACAUGCCUAUUAGGAACCCCACUGUUUGCUCUCUGUGCUGGAUCUCCAUCCCUCAAACCCAACAUCUUCCCCCUAGAGACCACCCGGGUUGGAGUUGCACAUGAAUGGAUGUCAUUUGAUUGACAGCUGGCGUGACACCGGUGUUCAUAAUGCCCCAUAUCGAGCCUCUUAUCUCUGACUGGGGAGUACAUAUUAAUUAUUAAUGUUGAGGCUCCUCCCUGCCAUUACUGCACCCCAUCAUUACCCCCCCCCCCCCCCCCCCCCCCCCCCCACACACACCCUUAUCCUCAUGGGCCCCAUUCGCAGCUCUGUCUGCCCAGACCACACCGAUCAUCAAAUAUUGAUCAAGGAGUACAUCGAACCAAUGGGCCUCAUUAUAUUGUGCUUUAGCAGCUAGUGUGUGAGAAUAUGCCUAGGGUGUGUGUGUGUUUUACCCCACUAUGUUAAGAUAUACACAAAUAUAGCAUGUGGCUCCCUAAAUAGUGCACUACUUUUGACCAGGGCCCAUAAGGUUGUGCACUAUAUAAGGAAAUAGGGUGCCAUUUGGGACUCAUACAGUCGACUUGGGAUAUCUCCAGCUUUACAGGAAUGUCCAGUCACUAUAGGUCAGCUUUUUUUUGUGCUAUUUGAGCCUUUUAUACACAAUUAAUUGCUAUCAUUGGCUAUUCAGAAGAAUGCUAAAUCGACAAUACUUCCAGUGCAUCGGUCCAACACUCACUGAAAGCUGUUGAGGUCUAAAUAGCAGUGGUCCUGUGGUUAGCUCUGCUUUUGGACCGGCUCUUAGGUUGUCUUGACUUGAGUGUGUAACAGUGGUUAAGGAACUGAACCAUUCAAGUGUGGACUGAUAACCAGAUAUAGUAGAGCGGUUGUGGUCUGAGAGAAGAGGUUGUGAUGGCAGCGGUAGAUGACACUCAUCUGGAUCAGGGUUAGAGAACCUAAAGUGUGGUUUUGGAGUUGGGGUUAGGGUAGAGUUAGGACUGUAGGUUUAAAUGGGUUGCUGUCUGGAUCUGAGCCAUUGUGUGACAUUCCCUUUAAGAGGGUCCAAAAAUGUUGACAGGUUAAUUUAAAAAGAUUUUUAAAAAAAACAUGUUGAUAUAAAAGUAUUUCCAUUGUAAGUCUGAUAUGGAAAUGUAGUUGUACUGACUAAACUAACUGACACCUCCCGAGUGGCGUAGUGGUCUAAGGCUAGCUGUGCCACUAGAGAUCCUGGUUCGAAUCCAGGCUCUGUCGUAGCCGGCCGCGACCGGGAGACCCAUGGGGUGGCGCACAAUUGGCCCAGGGUAGGGGAGGGAAUGGCCGGCAGGGAUGUAGCUCAGUUGGUAGAGCAUGGCGUUUGAAACGCCAGGGUUGUGGGUUUGAUUCCCGGGACCACCCAUACGUUAAAAUGUAUGUGCACAUGACUGUAAGUCACUUUGGAUAAAAGCGUCUGCUAAAUGGCAUAUUAUUACUACAUCCCUUGUCUGAGUGGAGAGGUGUACUGUACCUAUAGGGUUGGUGUUGGAGAAAGAGGGGCCUUCCUACAUUUUACAUUUUAGUCAUUUAGCAGACACUGUUAUCCAGAGCGACUUACAGGAGCAAUUAGGGUUAAGUGCCUUGCUCAAGGGCUCAUCUACAGAUUUUUCACCCAGUCGGCUCUGGGAUUCAAACCAGCAACCUGACCUUUAGGUUACUGGCCCAACGCUCUUAACCGCUAGGCUACCUGCCGCCCCUCCCCAAUCACACAGUAGUGUCAUGCAGUAGAUUGUAACCUGUUGUGCUUUGUUCAGUGGAGGCGUGCAGGAGGAGAGCAGCACAUGUGUCACCCAGGGGCCCUGCCCAGCCAGAUGGGGGGGUGUAGAGGGGUGGGGCCAAAAAUAAGAUGCUUAAUUAAAAUGCAAAUGAGCCUGGUGGCCUCUGAAGCCUGACUCUCUCUCUCUCUCUCACUCUCUCUCUCUCUCUCUCUCUCUCUCUCUCUCAUACUCUCUCUCUCUCAUACACUCUCUCUGUCUCUCUCUCAUACACUCUCUCUGUCUCUCUCUCUCACACUCUCCUCUCUCUCUCUCUCGCUCUCUCUCUCUCUCUCUCUCUCAGCCAGUGAGGAAGUUAUCUAUCACAGACCAUCAUGGCUGCCUUCAUUAUCUAUCUAAUGAAUAAUUAGAGCUGCCAUUGGGAAUUAGUAAAUUAGCAGUGUCUCAUCUCCUUGGCAGGGAUAUCAGACUGAAUGUCAAUCAGGCUGAGGACUGGCACAGAGCAGGUGUCCUACCAUGCGUCUGUGGUGCCUGUGUGAUGUGUUGCUUUCUGGAUCUGAGCCAUUGUGUGACAUUCAUUUUAAGAGGGUCCACAUCAUAGAAUUAGGAAUUAGAAUACUAGAAUGGACAUGAACCUUCUUAUAAGGGGAUAAAGGUCAGCCAUGUUGGUCAGGGAGCCAGUGCUGUCACAAGAUAUUGUGUAAAAUAAUGAAUUUGAAUAAAUUAUCUGCACAGCAUUUUUGUUAGCUAGCUAGCCAGACAGUUUUAGACGAAUGUACUGCCAAUAUGCCAACAUUCCAUUCAAAUGCAGUCAAUCCACAGCCAUACGUUGGCUGAAAUCAGUUGAUGAUAGAUAGGACUUAGACAAGUUGUAAAUGCAAUAAGUACUGAUAAUGUACCAUAUAAUAGUAAUUUAAUAGGAUCUCUAUGGUCCACACAUACUGACUGGUACAGUAACGGCCCUGCAUUUUGCCGGGGGAGACCCUGUUAGGUGUGUGUGAGCGUGGAUGACUCACACACACAGAAGCAUAUUCUCCUCCUCACCGGUGUUAUGGCAGUGGUAAUGACUGAUCAUUCAGGAGAGGUGCCCACAGGGGGGGCUGUGGGGAGGGUGGCAGGUUGACAUUUAUUGGGAUGACUCAUGUACUAGAGGCAGCUCUGCAGAGUGGUCACUAGCUGGCACAGCCACAAAGUCAUAACAUCUGAUUUAAACCACACCCUAAUGCCUAACCCUAAAUUAAGACCAAAAAGCACAUAUUUGUUUUCAUGAAUCUGGAAACCGCUCAGUUCUGCAUCCUGGGCAAGACUCAUGACAAUAAACGUCAACCUGCGGGAGGGUGGGGGGAAGAGGGGGAGGGCUACGAUUGGCUGGGGCUGGCUGUGACAUCAUGCUUCGCAGGCCCUGCUGCCACGGUGAUGUGAGGCUGGGGGAUCGCUGGUGCGUGGCCUGUGCGGAGAGGGGUUGAGAGGGGGGAGACGAGGGAGGAGGGGGGUUGCUUGUGUACCUCUACCCCUCAGGUCUAGCAAUAUUAGACCAUUCAUUGUAGGGAGUGCAGUAAAUCUGUAAAUAGUUCUAUGUUUUACCUCUUCAGAAAUGCCCUGGGCAUAUGAUACGUAGUCAUGCCUCUGACUGUCCUCAAAUGAUCUACAGCAGGGCUGCCCAACCCUCUUCCUGAAGAUCUACCGUCCUGUGGGUUUUCAGUCCAACCCUAAUUUAACACACCUGAUUCUACUUAUUAGCUGCUCAACAAGACCUUAACUAGCUGAAUCAGAUAUGCUAAAUUAAGGUUGGACUGAAAACCUACAGGACAGUAGAUUUCCAGGAAGAGGGUUGGGCAGCCCUGAUCUACAGUAUGUGCUUUAAUCAAAUAUGACCUCCUUAUGUUAUGUUUAAGUAUGCUUUACUUAGAAUAUCCACCUCAGGUGCUGUAAACAUGCUGGACCUGUUCAGAAAUGUACCCCCUAUAGUCCUUCAUGAGGUUAGACAAGGACGUCAUAUAGAACAUUGUUCAGACAUUGGCCCUCUAUGCUGGUUCAUUUUAUACCCAGAGCUGUAAAUGUACAGCUGUGUGGAAAAACAACAUGACUGCCCCCUUCUGGUUCAUGGUGGCAUAACAGGCCACACAGUAUCUCAACCAAUGCAGAUUAGGAAGUUGAUGAUAUUGCUUGAUUAGCUGAUGUAUAGAUUUGUUCUGAUGACUGAUGAUGGCUGAUUCUGUGAUUCUGUAGAACCGCCAGCUGCUGAAGGACAGCUUCAUGGUGGAGCUGGUGGAGGGAGCCAGGAAGCUCCGCCAUGUUUUCCUCUUCACCGACCUGCUGCUCUGUGCCAAGCUGAAGAAACAGAUCGGAGGGUAAAAUAUUUUUCUGUUUAUAUUUCACUCUUUUUUUCUUGUUCUUUUAACAUAUUCCAGGAGUGUCUAUCACAGGAUGCUAGGAUUUCAUAUCUCCAUCUCUCUCUCUCUCUCUCUCUACCCCCCUCUCCCUUUCUCUUUACCCUCUCUCUCGUUCCCUCGUCUCUCCCCCUCUCUUUUUCUCUCUCUCUCUUUCUCUACCUUCCUUUAUCCCUUCCUCUCUGCAGGAAGAGUCAGCAGUAUGAUUCCAAAUGGUACAUCCCUCUGUCAGACCUGACCUUCCAGAACGCAGAUGACUCAGAGCCUCUGCCCAUCCCCCAGGUGCCUGACGAGGAGCUGGAUGCCAUGAAGGUCAAGAUCUCUCACAUCAAGAGUGAGAUCCAGAGAGAGAAGGUAUUUCACAUAUAGUGUAUAUGCACACACACACACGUAUGAAUGCACACACACACACACACAGUGAUACACCCACGUAUGCACACACACAUGCAUGCACAUACGAACACACAGAUACACUCUCACACACAUGCACUCUCACACACACAAGUCAGUAAAUGUAGUUGACAGGACUUUUGCAAAUGUGUUGUCUCUGUCUGUGACCUACAGAGAGCCAACAAAGGGUCAAAGGUGAUUGACAGGUUGAGGAAGAAGCUGUCGGAGCAGGAGUCUCUUCUGCUGCUCACCUCGCCCAGUAUGGCCCUCCGAGUACACAACAGGAACGGCAAGGUGAGCCCCCUGUCUUCCUCUGUAUCAUCAUCAACAACAAAUGAUCAUCAUCACUAUCACCCUCUUCAUCAUUACAAUCAUCAUCAACAACAGCAACAUUAUCAUCAUCAUCAUCAUCAUCUUUGAUAGGCUGUAUAUGAGUGUAUUGUAUCUAAGUGUGUGCUGUGUUUCAGGGUUACAUGUUCCUGAUGUCAUCAGACUAUGAGCGGGCCGAGUGGAAGGAGACGAUCCGGGAACAGCAGAAGAAAUGUAGGUGUCCCUCAGUAUUCUAAUGUUACUAAACUUGCUCUUCAGGAGCACUCUGUAAGCAAUGUGUGUUUGAGUAAGGAGCAGCCAUUGCAUCAGAUUAGAUGAAGAUGGACAAUAAUGUGACCUGAAUUCCAUGGUGUGUAGACCAGUGAACCAACCUUCUUGAUGCAUUGAAACCACUAAUAUUUGCUCACAUGCAUCGUUAACUCCCAUACUGUGUGGGUGACUGACCCUUGACCCUGUGGUUGUAUGGUCCCUGUCCCAGGCUUUAAGAGCUUCUCCCUGACCUCCAUGGAGCUACAGAUGUUGACCAACUCCUGUGUGAAGCUGCAGACCGUCCACCACAUCCCACUCACCAUCAACAAAGAAGGUCAAGGUACCAGAUGUUCCUCAAUGUUCUGCUCUGAGGUCUUCGGUCAGAUGCAUCAACUAUGUGGAGAAACAUUCUAUGCAAAGAAAAAUAAGAACAAAACAGAAGUUAUUGAUGUCAUAACAGUUUGCAGUUUGAACAUGUUUGUAGUUUUUGGUCUCUUUUUAGUUUAGUUUCUAGAGUGAAGAUAAUAUAGUUAUUUUGGGUUCUUUAUGGUUUCAUUCCCCAUUCCAAUGUGAACAUUUCAUUCCUAUCUAAUCCUUCAUCUCUCUUACCUGUGUGUAUUUCCAGAGGAUGAAUCGCCUGGCCUCCAUGGAUUCCUGAAUGUAAUCGUCCACUCUGCCUCCGGCCUCAAACAGAGCUUGAGUGAGUGACCCUCCCCCUCGAAGGGUCUUUAUAUUGUACAUAGUUUACAGGAGUAAUAACACAGGCAUUAGGCUACAUUCCAAAUGGCACCCUAUUCCCUUCAUAGUGCACUACUUAUGACCAGGGCCCAUAGGGCUAUAUAGGGAAUAGGGUGCCAUUUAGGACGACACAGCUGUCCUGUAGCACAGGGUCCUGUAGCACAGGCAUAAACAUUAAACACACCUGUUCUGGUAAAUGUCAUAUAAUUUGAUAGAGGUUACUGAUAGCACAGAAGUUUAAACAUAUGUUCAACAUAUAUUGAAUGUGAUUUUGUAAUAAUUUUGUUAUUACAUUGUUCUCAGCGACAUUACUAUGCGUAACUUUUAUGACAAUUAAUUUACAGAGGGUAUCACAGAGCUCACAUUGAGAAGUUUCCCUGAACAAAAUGGCAGAUUUUUUAUUCAUGUUGCUAGGAUGGCAAUGUCCAUUCUAGUGUUCUAUUUAAUUCUGUGGGGUAUCGUCAUAGAGACAACAACUAGUCCUAGUCUUUUGGGUGAAUCUAACUGUGACUGUAUCUCAUCUUCUCCUCUCAGAUCUGUACUGCACGUUAGAGGUGGACUCCUUUGGCUACUUUGCGAACAAAGCCAAGACGCGGGUGUAUCGCUACACCACAGAGCCCAAAUGGAACGAGGUAAGAACUUAUUACCCGACAUAUGCAGAGUACAGUAUCGGCAUUUUUUACUACCAAGGCCAUGACAUCUGGUGUUGUGGCGUAAGUGUCUUAAUGAGAAAGCCUAACAGCAGAGAGCCCAACUGCAGCAGAUGUUUCACAUCCAAGCACACACACACACACAGUCACUUAUUACCAGAGCUGAACACCGCAAACACAAAGUGCUUGUGCGUCAUGAGAGCUAUGAGAAUGCGCACGACAGCUUUGAGACAGAAUCAGCGAAUUUGUUCAUCUGCAGCAGAAAUGUUCCAUCAGACUCAAGGAACUGCUUCUGCUGCUUAAUUACUUUGCUCAGCAAAGUGGAAAGAGUGUUAGCUAAUGAGGAGCUUCUGAUGAUGACUCAUGUGUGUGGAAAUGUUAAUGGAAUGCGUUGCGGCCCCGAACCAUGUGGAAACCAUAUGCAGGGUGUUCUUUUACAUAAUUAACGGGAAUCUCCAUCAGCGGUCCAUUCUGCUAUUCACAAUGCGUUUACAUUUACAGCACGUAACUGCUAACGUAUACAGAUUAACCCUAUUGAGACUUUCAUGCCAAAGACUUAACUACCAAUGUAAAGAAUAACUGCAUCUCUUCUUCUGUCUGCUCCCUUAUCAGAGUCCCACAGUAGAUGGGCAUCAUCUUCACCAGUCCUGAAACCCCUCAUUCUUUACAUUGGUCCUUCGAGGAAUUACUGUAAAGCUACUUUAGGCUAUGUGGUUUUGGUAUGCAGAUAGGCCCCAUAAAUCUAUGUGGUUUCUGUGGCGUUCUCUCUCUCUCUCUCUCUCUCUCUCCACUCUCUUUCCUCCCUUUCUCCCCCAUCUCUCUCCCCUCUCUCUCUCCUCUUUCUCUUUCUCCCCCUCAUUUCAAAUGUCAUAUGUCUAUAUACAGUGUUGUAACGAUGUGCAAAUAGUUAAAGUAAAAAAGGGAAAAUAAAUAAACAUAAAUAUGGAUUGUAUUUACAAUGGUGUUUGUUCUUCACUGGUUGCCCUUUUCUUGUGGCAACAGGUCACACAUCUUGCUGCUGUGAUUGUACACGGUGGUACUUCACCCAAUAGAUAUGGGAGUUUAUCAAAAUUGGGUUUGUUUUUGAGGGAAAUAUGUGUCUCUAAUAUGGUCAUACAUUUGGCAGGAGGAUAGGAAGUUCAGCUCAGUUUCCACCUCAUUUUGUGGGCAGUGUGCACAUAGCCUGUCUUCUCUUGAGAGCCAGGUCUGCCUACGGCGACCUUUCUCAAUAGCAAGGCUAUGCUCACUGAGUCUGUACAUAGUCAAAGCUUUCCUUAAUUUUGGGUCAGUCACAGUGGUCAGGUAUUCUGCCACUGUGUACUCUCUGUUUAGGGCCAAAUAGCAUUCUAGUUUGCUCCGUUUUUUUGUUAAUUCUUUCCAACGUGUCAAGUAAUUAUCUUUUUGUUUUCUCAUGAUUUGGUUGGGUCUAAUUGUGUUGCUGUCCUGGGGCUCUGUGGGGUCUGUUUGUGUUUGUUUACAGAGCCCCAGGACCAGCUUUCUUAGGGGACUCUUCUCCAGGUUAAUCUCUCUGUAGGUGAUGGCUUUGUUAUGGAAAGUUUGGGAAUCGCUUCCUUUUAGGUGGUUGUAGAAUUUAAGGGCUUUUUCUGGAUUUGGAUAAUUAGCGGGUAUCGGCCUAAUUCUGCUCUGCAUGCAUUAUUGGGUGUUUUAUGUUGUGCACAGAGGAUAUUUUUGCAGAAUUCUGCAUGCAGAGUCUCAAUUUGGCAUUUGUCCCAUUUUGUGAAUUCUUGGUUGGUGAGCGGACCCCAGACCUCUAUAACUGAUUCAAGUAUUUUUAGCCAGAUCCUAAUUGGUAUGUCCAAAUGUUAUGUUCCUUUUGAUGGCAUAGAAGGCCCUUCUUGCCUUGUCUCUCAGAUCGUUCACAGCUUUGUGGAAGUUAACUGUGGCGCUGAUGUUUAGGCCGAUGUAUGUAUAGUUAAGGCCGAGGUCUGACAGAAUCUGUGCAGAAGAUCUAGGUGCUGCUGUAGGCCCUCAUUGGUUGGGGACAGAAGCACCAGAUCAUCAGCAAACAGUAGACAUUUGACUUCAGAUUCUAGUAGGGUGAGGCCGGGUGCUGCAGACUGUUCUAAUGCCCUCGCCAAUUCGUUGAUAUAUAUGUUAAAGAGGGUGGGGCUUAAGCUGCAUCCCUGUCUCACCCCACUGCCCUGUGGAAAGAAAUGUGUGUUUUUUGAUAAUUUUAACCACAAUCUCUCUCUCCCCUCUCUCUUUCUCCCCUCUCUCUCUCCCCCCCCCCCCCCCUCUCUGUACUCCAGGAGUUUGAGAUAGACCUGGAGGGCUCUCAGACCCUGAGGCUGCUGUGUUAUGAGAAGAGCUACAACAAGACCAAGCAGAUCAAAGAGGAUGGAGACAGCACCGACCGCAUCAUUGGCAAAGGACAGAUCCCGGUACGUCUCUGAGUCACCGUAACACUGUAACGGCACCAUGGUGACAUAGCCAGAUAACGUUAUGGUUAUGUCAGUGUGGUGAGAUUGUUGUCUGAAUGUCCUAGAUGUGGACUGGACACUGCUGAGUGCUCAGCUGAUUCGAUUAAUGAAUUAGCUUAUUAUGUAAGUAGUAGGAUAGACUGUCUACAGUGAUUAGAUGUGUUUUAGAUUAAUUUAAUAGAAAAACAUAUCUUAGAGGGUAAUGUGUCAGUAAACCAUCCUGACCGUGUUUGAAUCAGGGUCCAUAAUUCAUGUGUUCUACCUGUAGACGUCAUGUCCUGAAUACACCUCCGAUGAGUCUGAUCCAACCUGAUCUGGCAACCCUGUCUCUCCUGCUGAGGCUCUCACACUUUCAAUUGUAAAUGUGUGUGUGUGUGUGUGUUUUUUUUUUUUGCUUGUGGGUUUUGAAGGAUGGAGUACUGGAUAGGGGGCUCACUGGUAUAGGCUUUUUGUACAUAGCCCGUUUUGUUUCAAGGAAAGGCAGGUAUCCUUGGUUAGUGUUUCAGAGCCUCUGCUUGGAUCUGGUCCACUUCUGGGGGGUGUACUGUUCCCUGUUCCCCUCCCCCCUCCCUCACUCGGCCAGGUGUGUGUGUGUGUAUGAAAACUUGUCAGUAUUCAGUGGUGUACAAUAACACACAUACGUUUACCCGACCUGGGGCAGUCUUGUAGGGUGAAGUUGCCCCUAAACGCUGCUCUUGGGUCAGUUUUGAAUUUCCCCACUAAUGGUUAAAGUGAGGAAUGGGGAGGGGUAGCUGAUCCUAGAUUUGUACCUAGGGGGAAACUAUACCGCAGAGCAGAGGUAGUCAUGGUGGCUGGACCCAGGUAGUUUCUCUCUGGUUUGUCGCUUGCUCGUUAAUCAAACAAAGCUAAAAUGUGGAUAUCCAUCUCCCUCUAGGGCAGGGUUCUUCAAUUCCGGUCCUGGAGGGCCGAAACACCUCUGUUUUUCAUCCUCUCCUUCUAAUCAGGGGCUAAUGCAGUUCACACAGAAACACACACAGCAGGACGCCAUGUUGCCAAAGCUGAGCAGCUUAGUAUGAAAGUCCCAGCAGAUUAUUUAUUUAUUUAUUUUGACAGUGAGCCCUGUAUGCGCAUCAAUACACACUAUUCAGAUCAACUUUUCACCCAAACACACAAGGGGGGAAUGUGGUGCACUGGGCUCGUCCAGUGGGGGCGAGGGGGGACACCCAGUCCCAGUGGAGAGAGUGGUUGGUGGGGUUAUCCAGGGCUUCACUGGGGUCCAUUGGGGGGAUGGUGCAUUUUACAUUUUACACUAACGCUAACUUAAGCAGAGGGAUUAGCUGUUACUAAUAGAGGAGAGAGGGAAGGAAAGGAGGCGGAGACAAUGGAGAACAGAGGGGAGGAGACAGAGGCGCAGAGGGAGGAGUUUGUCGUCCUGAAAUGCAAUCCACACCUGUGUGUAUGAGAACGUACUUUAGCUGGCGAUCCUGGCACACACACAUCCACACACACUCCUCAGAGCGAGCGAUUCAGGUGUGUGUAGGGCGAAACAGAGCUUUUCCUGGACCACUGGAGACCAUUAUGGCGGGGCUGAGUUAGGCUACACACUGGGACUGGACACAGAGAGACACCGUGCUGAGACUACAGCUCUACUGAUGGAGGAGGAGAAAGAGGAGGAGAAAAGGAGAGGGGCAGUAUGGGCCUGAUAAGAGCGUCUACCACCAACUCCCUAAAUCUACAGAACUUGUACACUAGACUUUGUCAGUCUUUGUCAGUCCCUCUACACAGGGAGCCAUGGUAGAUGAAGUAGUUGAGGACAGAGGAGAUGGGAUGCAAGGCCUGCACUCUGUUGGCCAGACACUGCAGCAGUGUCAGUGUGGAGGGUCACUAGGGAGAGGGGAAAGGAGGUCCCCAGCCUGGGGUGAGGGGAGAAGCUGUGGAGAAGUAUACGCAUUGCCCUGCUGAGAGGCAAGGUAACCCCCAUCACUGGAGGACGACUGAUGUCCGAUGCUUUGACAGAAGCAAAUAAUAUACAGGGAGGGGAACGGGCAACUGUGUGUGUGUUUGUGUGUGUUUGUUUUUUUGUCUACAUUCCAGCGACAGACAGCCCAUGUUAGCCGUCCUUUCAGUUUGCACAGUGACAUACUGAUCGCCUUUGGCUCAACCUCAUACAGCCAACGUUUCCUUGUCCUUUUACUUUUUUGAUGUGCUCGUGCGUACUUUCCUCUGUUGAACUGAUACGGACCUAGAGAGGGACCCUACGGGUGUACUGUUACUGUAAUGGCCCAGGAGAUUGAGAUGAUUCAAUGAAGUGCUGGGAACAUGAUCCGGCGCUGCACGUGAUCAGAUGGAGCUUAGCCAAGAUGGGGAUGAAGGAGAAAGGUACACGAUGAACUGUGUGUUUGGUGUGUAGUGUGGUGGGGUACGGUGUGCCCGGCUGAACUCAGUCCAGAUGGCAGGAUCUGUUUCUCUGUUUGUCCAGAGUGGACAGGAGGAUAAUUAGAUGACUAAUGCAGGAGGUGAUAGGGGCCAGAUUCGCUGACCAACUGAAACCUGAGGCUGCACUUGAAUGCGUUAUAACGUCACUGUGUGAAGAAAAUGAUAAACAAUUGGUGUAUUCAGUCCUAGGGAAGAAGGUAGCCUAAUGGUCUUGUUUUUUUGUCUCUGUGUCUUUAUGAGUCUGUUAGUGUCUGAGUGUAUUGGUGUACUAACCAAGGAUUUUGUUCUGUUUUUGCCCCAUCCAGCUGGAUCCGCAGACGCUCCAAGGCAAAGACUGGCAGAGAACGCUUAUCCCCAUGAACGGGGUGAGUGUGUGUGUGUGUUAAGGUGUCAGCCCCGUUGAAGGGAUGAGUCUGUAACGUGUACGCUGGGAGUCGGGAAGCAAGUACAGGGAGUGAAUUUAAUAAUACAUUUAACAAAACAAGAAACACGAGUAGCGUAGAGACAUGAAACACAAACACAGAGUAAAUAACGCCUGGGGAAGGAACCAAAGGGAGUGACAGAUAUAGUGGAGGUAAUCAGGAAGGUGAUGGAGUCCAGGUGAGUCUCAUGAAACGCAGGUGUGCGUAACGAUGGUGGCAGGUGUGCGUAAUUGUGAGUGAACUGGCAACAACGAGCGCCAGAGAGGAGGAGCGGGAGUAGACGUGACAGAGUCUGUGUUUGUGCCAUGCCAUGUGAUCCUUUAAAUGUGUGUUUCUUAUCUUAACAAUUAUCUAAACGUAUCUUAACUGAUCCGUAUCUUAUCUUACUUCUCUUGUCAGUGUAAACUGGUUUAAACUGUCAUUUAACCCUUUCUCUCUCUACUCCAGAUCGAGGUGAAGCUCUCUAUGAAGUUUACUAGCCGAGAGUUCAGUCUGAAGAGGAUGCCGUCACGUAAACCCAUGGGCGUGUUCGGAAUCAAGAUCUCCACGGUGACCAAGUGAGUUCAAUAGUCCCCUCAUAUAAAUAUAUCCCGAACACACUCCCUGACCACCUGGCCAUCUAUACAGUAACCAUGGAGAAAGCCUGCCGUAAGACAGCUGGUGAACGCAAGUGACCCAAGUGAAUGUCAUAGCCUAAUCUAAGAGCCAGAGAACCUCUCUGAGGAAAGGAGGAGGGAGAAGAUGGGGAGGGGGAGAGAAACGGAUGGACAGGAUUCCCUGUUGAGAUCGUGAGCCUCUCAUCCCAGAUAAUCCCAACUACAUUCCCAUGUCACUACUCACUCACUCCCCCAGGCACCAGCCCUGGUCAGGAACUGACCUCUUCCCCUUCUCCUUUAGUCUAAUAAGAGACUAGAAACAUUGUUUCUGGUGUACAGCUGGCAAAGCUUCUGGCAAGCCACUGAUUAGAGUGGUCUCUGUCUGCAUCCCAAAUGGCACCUACUCCUUAUACAGUGCACUACUUUUGACCUGGUCAAAAGAGAGACUGUGAUUUUAGGGAAGGUAAAUGUUAUUGAUAAGAAGUCAACUCACAGUCUCCCAUAGAUGGAAGAAACGAUUUUCCUACUUGCAUUUCUCCUUGUGGACACUGCUCUGAGGUUGUCAACAGAGAAUAAAGAGAGGGGGUACGGUUGAGGGGUAAAUAGGGACCAUGAAAGACGGGGUGAAGGGACAUUCAGAUUGAGUGUGAGAGAGAGAGUGCAAUAUGUAGUUAAACAGUAAGGGACAGUUGAGGCAAAGAUGGUGGAUAAAUAAAGAUAGUUCACUUCAGGCCAUUUACCAUUGAAUAAAAUGGCCAGUUCCUGUCUACUUAAGGGAGUGGCUCUCCCAUAGACACCAAUGCGAUAGCAGCUGGGUCUGGUCUACUUAGUUCAUUGACUUCCAUUGAAACAGAAAAAAUGAGGGAGUGGGGAUGUCUUGCUUCCUCUUCCGUCUCUGGUUGAGGCCAGGCUUGUGGCCGAUGUUGGUGAGUGACGCUAAUUGGAUUGCUGGUAAUGAGCGGACUAACAAGGUUUAACAGCAGAACCAAUUAAGGCUGUAGAGACAACAUGCCACCAAUAACACCAACAGAGAACCACCACCAUCACUACUGGGACUUAGAACAACUACCUAGCUACACAGAGCUGCCCGCCAGCUCGACCUGCCCAUAUGUAGUACAUGAACCCACAACAAAACACACAGUGGUAAUUGUGCAUUUUGUAUCCAUAAUAAUAAUAAUAAACAUGAUAAAGUACACAGCCGAUGUGUGUUUAUAUUUUGGGUUCACAUACUACAACAAUGCAGCGAGAGCCAACCGUACAGUACACACAUUAUUGUCAGUGGGAAUAUCCAACCAAAAAAUCAUUUGGUGAGUGUGUGUAUCCCCAUGCCCUCUGGUAUGCCAAUCCUUAAUUGUGUGUGUUUUCCCCAUGACAGACGGGAGCGCUCCAAGGUGCCCUAUAUCGUCAGACAGUGUCUGGAGGAGAUUGAGCGGAGGGGGAUGGAGGAAGUGGGCAUCUACCGGGUCUCAGGGGUGGCUACAGACAUCCAGGCCCUGAAGGCUGCCUUCGACACCAGUGAGUACCAAUACCUUACUUCCCCCUGGCUCCCCCUCUCAGUGGAGCCCUGGACCUGGGAAUAGGCUACAGUAUAGCAUAUGGAUACUCUGUGGACGUUCUGUAGCUUGGUGGAACCAGCUGUGAUACGUGAAGUGAAAUAGAAUAACAAAUGCAGCCAUCAGUCUGGUUCUAUCAGGCUGGCCUCUCUGUGCAUUCAGUCUGUUGGACUGACUACUAUCAAAUCCAUGUGUCCUGCCCUGCUGUUUCCCCUAGGUGAACUUCUGAUUAUGGUGCUCCGUUGUUGGGAAUCAUGGGUACAUUUUCUGGUUUUGCUUUUUUUAAAAAGCCUAAAAGAGUUUUAGUGCUUAACCCAGUUUUCUUUCUUCAUUUAGGCUUACUAAUUCCUAUGUGUGGGUGUGCUAGUUGAGCAUGUUGUGCGUGUGUGACCUUGUGUGUCUGUGUGUGUGUGCAUUUGUGUGAGUACGUAUAUGUGUGGUGAUUUCUCUGAUUACGACAUUUACAGCUUGCUUUGGGGAGCAUGUUGCGUCCUCAGCCAGUGUCUAUCUGCCAAUGAACUGAGGUGCAGUGUGUUUUUGUGAAUGGCAGAAUUGACAGAGGCUAUAUGUCUCCUGCUCCAUUGUUGCCAUGGCUACACUUUCUGCCUGUCUUUCUGAGCUUUGUCAUCUUUCCCACAGACAACAAAGACGUGUCUGUGAUGAUGAGUGAGAUGGAUGUGAACGCCAUCGCUGGCACUCUGAAGCUGUACUUCAGAGAGCUGCCAGAACCCCUCUUCACUGACGACCUGUACCCCAACUUCGCAGGAGGCAUUGGUCAGUCUCAUGCCUUUGACAGCCAACAGCAACUUAUACCUAUAACAUUAUCAUGGUAUAACUUAGCACUCAGGUUAAUGUGUGAAUGUCUGUCUCUCUUUCUGCAGCCCUGUCUGACAGCGUUGCCAAAGAGAGCUGCAUGCUGAAUCUACUGUUGUCGCUGCCAGAACCCAACCUGGUUACAUUCCUAUUCCUGCUGGAUCACUUGAAGAGGUACGCACAGACAUAGGGCUAUGUACAGACAUAGAGCUAUGUACAGACAUAGAGCUAUGUACAGACAUAGAGCUAUGUACAGACAUAGAGCUAUGCACAGACAUAGAGCUAUGCACAGACAUAGAGCUAUGCACAGACAUAGAGCUACCCAAGACAUAGAGCUACCCAAGACAUAGAGCUACCCAAGACAUAGAGCUACCCCAGACAUAGAGCUACCCCAGACAUAGAGCUACACUUAGACAAACACAGGCAUUUAGAGACAAACCGAUCCCAAGCAAACAAGCAGAACCUAAACUCUUUAUUCGAUUGCGUAAUAGAGUGAUUGUUAUGUCCUUUCACGUGGUGUAUUACCAUGAACCACCAUUCACCCUCUGUCUCUCCCCGCUCCCCAGGGUGGCUGACAAGGAGAGCAUCAACAAGAUGUCCCUCCACAACCUGGCCACAGUGUUUGGCCCCACCCUGCUGCGGCCUGCAGAGAAGGACAGCAAGAUCCCCACCAACCCCACGCAGCCUAUCAGCAUGGGAGACAGCUGGUCCCUGGAGGUCAUGUCACAGGUAGGCGAUAUAGUAUCUCUCCUCUCUCUGUCCCCCCAUACUUCUUAUUUGGUAUUGAUGUCCCUCUAACUGUCCGUCUGUCCCCCCAGGUCCAGGUGUUGCUGUACUUCCUCCAGCUGGAGACCAUCCCCACGCCGGACAGUAAGCGUCAGAGCAUCCUCUUCUCCACCGAAGUGUAG